GGUACAGCCCUCAGUGUAAUAUAAAAUAAGGGAUGCUGCCGUCUCGUGUCAGUACAUGAUCAUACCACGGACAGUGCUGUGAAUAAUGUUUGGACUAUUCUGUAUAGUGUGACUUUAUUAAUGUGCUCAAAAGCUGUAAGCAAUUAGACAUCAUCACAUUAUUAACAAAAAAAACACUAUGAAGAGCUGGCUUGAGGCAGCUGGUAACAUGGAGGACGGCUCUCUACAGUGCAUGCUGGCUGAACCUAGAGAAGCUUUAUUACCCAUCACAGGAAGGGAGAACCUAGCUCCCAGGAAGAGAGAAAGAACACUCGAAGCCUGCGCUCUGUCUGAGGAAGCUUACUUAUCCAGCGGCGCGGGCUCGCCAUGCGCAGGGCUGUCUCGCGAGGAACGCAGAAGAAGACGCAGAGCUACCCUCAAAUACCGGACAGCUCACGCUACGAGAGAAAGAAUAAGAGUUGAAGCAUUCAACGCGGCUUUUGCAGCCCUCAGAAGGUUGCUACCAACUUUACCGCCAGAUAAAAAAUUGUCCAAAAUAGAGAUUCUGCGGCUGGCUAUUUGCUAUAUUGCGUACUUGAAUCACGUUCUGGAUGCGUGAUCAGACUAUAUGAAAGUUAAAGUUUACACAGUAUAAGGAACGAAAACAACAAGUGGUCUAACAAUUUUGGCAUGACCCGAACGGUUAUAGAACAAUUCCGGAACCAUUGCUUUCCCUAGUCCGUUAGACGACUGGCAGUGAGUUCUUUAGACUGUGUAUUUGAUUGUUGACUAUUGUUACUUAUGUGGAAGUCGUGAUUUUUCUUCCAUUUUUAUUUGUUUUAUUACACAACUGCCCAAAAAAGGACAGUGUUUUUAUAGUUCAUAUAUAUGAGAUUCUUUAUUUCAUCAAAACCUCAGAAGAUUUGGAUGUAUAUCUGUUUUUUUUUUAAUAUUUUGUUUUUAGCAAUCACUUUUUUUUUUAUUUGCGGAGCAAAAUGUUGUUUUCACUGAACAGAAAACGAUGGCAUAUACCUGAAAAUAAAACCCAAUUGAACUCUUAAUAAUUUCGAGGCGAGACUUUGUGUAAUUUUUAAGUGGUAUUAAUAUACCAACCUAACUAUAUAAGUACGCAGGGAAAGGGACUGUUAGCAAUAGAGUUUGACAGCCCCAUUGCUAGCCCUAUCAGGUCGACCUUCACGUGAUUCCCCCUGGAAACCAUCGUGAACAAUUCUUGUUGAAUUCGUCACGAUAGUCUAACUGACCUGCUUCAUCCUCACCUUUCAUCCUUCACUGGUGCCUCGCCGGUGUAUACCGAUAGCGCGGGUGGGGUUACCAUAUCAUUAUCAUCCAUUAAAAAAAAAACUAUAUAAGUACUUAGUACAAUACAAGGUAUUUUUCAAUCUCUGUUUAUUAUUAUUAAAAGUCAUAAAUUGUGCUCAGAGGAAUUGUUCAGUAUGAUGCCCACAGCCACUUUCUACCAUCGUACGGCUCGCCAUCGACAGGGAGUUCAUCCUCAUGUCCUAUAGCCUCAAUGGUCGCGUACUGCGCGGUUUCAGAGAUGUUUCCUCCCACGAACACUCAAGUUGUGGAAUGAGCUCCCUGCCGAGAUUUUCCCAAGAGACUACAGCAUGGGGUUCUUCAAAAAGGGGGUAAAGAGGUUUCUUCAGGGUCGGCAACGCACGCGUAAUAGCUCUGGUAUUGCAGGUGUUCAUAGGCUACGGUAACCACUUACCAUCAGGUGGGCCGUAUGCUUGUUUGCCACCUCAGUGGUAUAAAAAAAAAUACUUUUUUUUUAUAUCACAAUCUUUGUUGACUAUUCUUUAUUAAUUUUAUAAAUUAAAUAUGAUUAAAUGCAGUAUUAAGAAAACUGUAAGUCGU
Molecule: messenger RNA, 1857 nt
Organism: Galleria mellonella (greater wax moth)
Lineage: Eukaryota; Metazoa; Arthropoda; Insecta; Lepidoptera; Pyralidae
Gene: HLH4C
Product: helix-loop-helix protein 1
Exons: 3
Coding region: 179-598 (139 amino acids)
Biological process (GO): regulation of transcription by RNA polymerase II
Molecular function (GO): protein dimerization activity; DNA-binding transcription factor activity, RNA polymerase II-specific; RNA polymerase II cis-regulatory region sequence-specific DNA binding
Source: RefSeq, a predicted model, not a curated record